CCGACUCGAGGAUGAGCCGGAGGAGGAGGAGGAGGAGGCGGGCGCGGAGGCACUUUCGCUCCGGCGCGUCUACUCGAGACACAAAGAUUUCGGGGCCGGUGGGCGGGGAAGGUGAUUGAUUAGCCUGCAAUCUGGUUGCACAGGGCUGGGCGAAGGCCCGAUAAGAGCCUUGAAUGGGGGCUGAUGUCACCGUGAUGUCAAGCUCGUAGCUUCCCGGAGCCGAGAGCGAGGGAGCGCCGAGCGAGGGAAGAAAGAGCCUCUCCGCGCCCUGCUCGCCCCUCCGCGCCCACCCGCGCCCAGCGCGGCUGCUCUGCCACGGCACGCCCCCUGCCUGCCUGCCUGCUUGCCAGAGCCUCGACUUUCGGAUCCGGAUUGUGAAAGGCACCAGGUGGUGGCGGCCGGACUGUAGCCGCCUCGGAGUCCCGGGCGCCUGGCUUGGCGCCGCUUGGCUUUGUCCUCCGCGGUGGUGGGGAGAGGCAGGAUAGAAUGCUUUCCCCAAGCCUACAGUAAUUGCAGCAGCAGCAGCGUGGAGAGGCAGGGAUCCUGAUUAGGCCACAUUGCUAACUCCCGCUUUAAGUUCUUUCCCAAAAAGCCAAAGAAUAUGUGCCAUCGCUCCAAAAUGAUGGGUGUACCCAAGGCGCUGCUGCCAUACCUUUGGCUCGUAGGACUUCCCACCAGAGUAUGCUUGGCGGAAGUGACUUCAUCGCCGCCGGCAGGUUGCGGCAAGGACUUGCCGUCCAUCUAUUACAACCUGUGCGACCUGUCGUCAGCCUGGGGCGUCGUGCUGGAGGCGGUAGCCGCCUUCGGUGUCGUGACCACCUUUGUCCUCACCGUCGUCCUUGUGGCCAGCGUUCCGUUUGUCCAGGACUAUCGGAAGAAAAGCUUGAUAGGGACACAAGCCUUCCUGUUGUUUGGCACCUUUGGGCUCUUCUGCUUGACAUUUGCCUUCAUCGUAAACAAAGAUUUUUCAACGUGCACCUCGCGACGCUUCCUCUUUGGCGUCCUCUUCGCCGUGUGCUUCUCUUGCCUGGCGGCACAUUCCCUCAGCCUCAAUUUCCUCGCCCGGCGGAACCACGGGCCCCGGGGUUGGGUCACCUUUGGCAUGGCCCUGCUCCUCGUCUUGGUGGAGGUCAUUAUCAACGCCGAGUGGCUCAUCAUCACUGUGGUGAGGAGCGACGAUUCGCCCAAGGACCCCUGCCGGGUGAAGAACGAAGACUUUGUCAUGGCGCUGAUCUACGUCAUGUUCCUGCAAGUGCUUGCCUUCGUGGCCUCGUGGCCUGUCUUGUGUGGACGUUACAAGCACUGGAGGAAGCACGCCGUCUUUCUCCUGCUCACCACCUCCCUCUCUAUGGCCAUCUGGGUUGUGUGGAUUGUGAUGUACAUUUACGGCAACCAGCAGGAAGGAGGCCAAGCCUGGGACGACCCCACGUUGGCCAUUGCUCUCGUCUCCAACGCCUGCGUCUUUAUUUUCUUCUACGUCAUCCCAGAGAUCUCCCAAGUGAUCCGGCCGGGACCGGAGCAAAUCUACGAGGAAGAUGUCUACCCCACCCGGGGAGUGGGAUAUGAAACCAUCCUCAAGGAACAGAAAUCCCAGAGCAUGUUUGUGGAGAACAAGGCCUUCUCAAUGGACGAACCUUCUUCAGCCAAAAAACCUGUGUCUCCAUACAGCGGAUACAACGGGCAGCUGCUGACGAGUGUGUACCAGCCUACAGAGAUGGCUCUCAUGCACAAGGGGCCUUCCGAGGGCCCCUAUGAUGUCAUCCUCCCUCGCGCCACAGCCAACAGUCAAGUGAUGGGCAGUGCCAAUUCUACACUGCGUGCUGAGGAUGCCUACAUUUCACAGAACAAGCAGGCAGGUGCACAGAAAGAUGGAAAGAGCGGGCAGGCUUCAUCUCCUUACAGCAAGAGCAGGUGGUAGAAGCCAAAGUCUUUGAUUUCAGAAGGUCCUGUUCCUCGAGGAUGCCUUGCGAAACCUGCCUUUGCGAAGGAGCAUCUAAUGAGACUUGGCCUCAGUUAGCCAUUGAGAUUUCAUUCUGGCAGUGGAGACAAGGCAAUUUCUUAUUGUUACACAUAACUCCAAGUGCUCUGCUUGACCUCUGCUAUAGAAAAUCUGGGUUGCCGUACUGGGAUACACCUGUGGCUUGUUUGUUUUUUUAAAAAAAAUUCUGGACAGCAGGACUUCCUUGGAGCCUUCAAUCAAGUUCUUCUUAGUGCCACCUCUGCAGUACAACUAGCCAGCAUUUCAGGACCCUCUUUCCUAUUUUUUUUUUGUUAAACACGCCACACCAUUCAUGGACCACGUAGACUUUGCUGUGAGUGUCUCACAUUCUUCUGCAAUGCUACCUGUUUUUUACGCUGUACAAAUCCGCCUUUCCUUGUACUGAGAGAGGAUCUUGUCUAGGCCACAACUUGGCCUCCUGGUGGAUGACUGAGUUGCUGCCCCUACCUUGCACCCCGUUGCCAAAUCCCACAAGGGCGUGCUUCAGAACCGAGAAGGGUCCUGCUCUUCCGAUUCUUCCUUCAAUGGAGGCCAUGUAGAUGCUAGUCCUUCCGCGGAGAAAAACUUUGUCAAGUGUAGAAAGAACUCUCUCGUAGCCCUUCUGCUUUUGGACCAACCCUGGAGGUGCAACAGAUAUUAUGCCUGUCCCAGAAUCCUGAUUGCUCCUGACCUGCUGCCUCUCCGCCCCCUCAGGGCAACACAAAAUGAAGGCCGCAUAAGGAUUUUAUAACGCUUGGUGCUUAGCUCUGGGUGCCAAGGUGCAUGAGGGGGGGGGGGUUGCAGUUCUGCCUUAUUUUGCAGGCAGCAUCUCGGAUGUCUGUGACGACUGUGUUUUGGGGGUAUUUGUGAGUUCUCGGUGCCACCCAUUGAACAUACAGGAGGUGCCAACUGAUGGGGAAAGUUAAAGGAGACAGAUAGGACACAGAGUGAGAGUUGUGGGAGAUCCAUGGCAUUUGCUGUUCCCUGUCAGUUCCCCUCCUAGUUCUGCCCCCCCAGCACAAGCUCACUGGACCCCUGAGUGAGAUUCGCAAAGCGAUAACCUCAGUUACAUAGCAGAUACGUAAGUUCAUCCCCACAGAAAGGAGAGACAGAGGGGAGAUGGAAUUAUAAAGUGAAGCCAGAGGCUCUAGCGGUGCAGGAGAAUGGGGAGUGUUCCAUGCCCAAAGGUGCCGUAUUUCCACAGGAGUUUCAAAGGAUAAAGCUUUGGAAGUCUUGGGCUGCAGAGCUCAUCACAGGACAGCAAUUGCCUCUCUUUAGUUUUAUUCAUACUUCACUCCUCAUCUGCUGAGAAUGGGCCGCACCUGCUCUGAAUCUCCUGCCUAAAAUUCUCUUGGCUUUUGUGCCAUGCGCAUUAUAAAGUGACCCCCCCUUUCUCUUGCAUUGUUAGGCAAUCUGUCUCCCUUAAUAACAACCCUAUAAUCCCCUUGCCUUCUCUCUGUAUGUAUAUCUUGCAAAAGUGGGCUUUGACCCAUGAGAGCUUUGUGCUGCAAUAAACAGUUACAGUACAAACCUCACCACAUUAAAAAAAAAAGUCCCUCUGAGCUCAGUGGGGCUUACUCCCAGGUAAGUGGUGCCAGGAUCUCAGCCUUAGUCUUUUAAGGGGCCACCACCCACAUGCUGCCCGCGCACUGCUCUGUGUCAGUUCUGUUGGGCUAUGGCCUGACUUUUAUCUUGGUACAUUUAGCAUCCUGAGGCUCCACCACCUUUUAUCUCCCCUUCCUUGUUCUCACUUUGGAGAGAGGGGAAAGAGGUGCUUUUUUCUCUCCGAUACAUGAGGUAGACGCAGCUGUUCUGUGGGCCUGGUUGGGAGGAAGGGUUUGAAGAAAUGGACAUGCAGAAAGUGCUAGCUACACACUCCCGGCAAUGCCUUUUUACCUGGCCUCUGCUUUCCGAGAGUGGGUCUACUCAGUGCCUUUUUGUAGAUGGGCCUCCCUUUUAUCUUAAGCCCUCUCUACAAUGGCAGGAGAGGGAUCAUAUCCAGCUUUUAGAAUCUGCCCGCCCUACCACUUUGUGCUCAAAAAUACGAAUUUAUGCUCACUGAAGCCAAGGCUAGUCAUGAAGAGCCUCGCACUGAGCCAUGAUUUCUGGCCAGCCUUACUGAGAAUGAUGUUCUGCGCCUUGCUGUCGUAUGUGUGUAUUUGGGUGAGUUAUCCUCUAUAUAGUUAAUGCAGUGUGAUUUUUUUUUGUUUUAAAUCUGGCUGUGAGUGAAUGGCAGGAAGAACUCAGGAGGAGGGCCGUGUGUGCGACUGUUGUGUUUUAAUCCAAGUGUUAUUUAAGUGGGGGUCGGGGGAGGCAGUGUGUGUCCUUUUUAGGACUGGCUUUUUUUAGCCCAGAGUUCUCUGACAAAUUAAAUCGGUUUUGUUUUUUUCCUAA
This is a messenger RNA of Zootoca vivipara (common lizard), 4372 nucleotides long. Lineage: Eukaryota; Metazoa; Chordata; Lepidosauria; Squamata; Lacertidae. The record is from RefSeq and is a predicted model, not a curated record.